Selaginella moellendorffii is the source of this 3621-nucleotide messenger RNA. Its product is annotated as ATP-dependent RNA helicase DEAH13. The transcript has 9 exons. The record is from RefSeq and is a predicted model, not a curated record. Bases 69 to 3569 code for a protein of 1166 amino acids. Gene Ontology annotation, cellular component: nucleolus; intracellular anatomical structure. Gene Ontology annotation, molecular function: RNA binding; ATP binding. Gene Ontology annotation, biological process: maturation of SSU-rRNA from tricistronic rRNA transcript (SSU-rRNA, 5.8S rRNA, LSU-rRNA). Lineage: Eukaryota; Viridiplantae; Streptophyta; Lycopodiopsida; Selaginellales; Selaginellaceae.
AACAAAAAGAGGACAAAAAUCGAAUCUUUUCUCUAUGGAGAUUAGGGCUUUCGUAGUAGGGCAUUUGGAUGAAGAAGAAGCGCGGGAGGAGUGGCGAUGGCGCUGGGGCCGGCGCCGACAGCAACGCCAUCGAAAUGCCUGCAAAGCGCAAGAAAAACAAGGAAUCUGUGCUGCCGAGCAAGCCUGACGCGGGGAGGAUCAGCAAGAGCAUGCAGCGGAAGCUCAAGAAGCUCCAGGAAGAGAAGGAGAAGAGAGAACUGCGAGAACAGGCAUUCGAGACGUUGGAGAAGUACAAGCUCUCGGAUAAUGUCCAAGCACUUAUGUCCUCGUCGAGUGCGCUAGGCAAGGCGGAGACAAUGCGGGAGAAGCUUCGACGGGGAAUGCAGCUGAGGGCCGCUGGAUUGGACGUUCCUCCCGAGAUUCCUCUGUUUCGAGAGAGGAUUGUUUCCAAGGACGAUUCAGUGGUUGAGCCGGGGCCGUCCGUCACAGCAAAAACGGAGAAAGUCCACAAUAAGACCAAAAGAACCGACUUUUGCCAGUCCGUAAUCCAGGACGGAGGAAAUAGCCAAGCCAUCAAGGAAAGUUGUGCCAACGCUGAAGGGACUGAUAUUUCCUUGUCACUCGCUGCAGUGGCAUCAGCAGCUGCGAGCAACACGCGAAAAUUUGUUGUCAACGUCUGGAGAUCCGAAGAGGUGGACAAGAGUAGACGUGAAUUGCCCAUUAUCAUGAUGGAGCAAGAGGUUAUGGAGGCAGUGCAGGAGAACGACGUUGUGAUUAUUUGUGGAGAGACUGGGUGCGGUAAAACAACUCAAGUACCUCAGUUUUUGUACGAAGCUGGUUAUGGCUCUCCAUUGUACAAGGAUCGCUGUGGCAUCAUCGGGAUCACACAGCCCAGGCGAAUUGCGGUCCUGACAACAGCGAAGCGCGUGGCACACGAGCUCAACCUCCAACUAGGCAAAGAAGUUGGAUUUCAAGUUAGGCAUGACAGGAAAAUUGGAGAGAAAAGCUCUAUCAAGUUUAUGACGGAUGGUAUUCUUCUCAGAGAAAUCCAGUCAGAUUUUUUGUUGACAAAGUACUCCGUGAUUGUGCUGGACGAAGCACACGAAAGAAGUGUCAACACCGACAUUCUCGUUGGAAUGCUAUCUAGAGUUCUACCUCUGCGAAAUAGGCUGUAUUUUCAAAACAAAAGGUCCGAGGCCGUCACCCCUCUGAAACUGAUCAUAAUGAGUGCAACUCUUCGGGUUGAGGACUUCACGGCAAACCAAAAGAUGUUUCCUCUUCCACCGCCGGUGAUUCACGUAACAGCGAGACAGUUCCCCGUCACGGUUCAUUCCAGUAGGAAGACGGAGCUUCAGGAUUACGAAAGUGCAGCAUAUCGGAAAGUCUGUGCCAUCCACAGGAAGCUCCCGCCGGGCGGGAUAUUAGUUUUUGUCACUGGCCGGCGUGAAGUGGAAGCUCUGUGCAAGAGGCUGAGACUGUCGUUUACACCUUCAAGCAAGCUAGAGUCUUCAGAUGGGAAGCCAGUUGCUAAACGAGAGGAUUCAGCGCUUUUGUCAGGGACUGAAUGUGGAGCUUUGGACAUGAGAUCAGUGGCAGACGCUGUUGAUGAAGAGGAUGAUGAUUCUUCGGACUGGGAAGAAGAUGUUGACGGAUUUACAGGCGAAAAUGAUAGCAGCAGCAGUGGCGUGUCAGACGUCGAAGACACAGAUAAAACGCCAGGUAAUGAAACCAGCAACAUGGAUCACGUCAGAAAACCGGGUCCAGCGCUCGUCCUUCCGCUUUAUGCUAUGCUUCCAGCUGCGGCACAGCUACGAGUUUUUGCUGCCGUUCCAGAAGGGAAAAGGCUCAUUGUUGUCGCCACAAAUGUAGCCGAGACAUCUAUCACCAUACCUGGCAUACGUUACGUGGUCGACUGUGGUCGUGCAAAAGAGAGGAAGUUCGAUGGCUCCAGCGGAGUGUCCAGGUUUGAAGUCGGCUGGAUCAGCAAGGCGUCAGCGGACCAACGUGCUGGAAGAGCUGGUCGAACUGGUCCGGGACAUUGUUAUCAGCUCUAUUCUAAGACGCACUACCACCACAACUUUCCGGACUUCGCUCCUCCAGAGAUCAGUUUGGUUCCAAUCGAGGGGGUAGUACUUGUGUUGAAGUGCAUGGGCAUCGACAAGGUAAUGAACUUUCCUUUCCCCACGCCACCUGAGAAGGAAGCAUUGUUAGAGGCAGAAAAAUGUCUGACAGCAUUAUCAGCUCUGGAUCGAACGACGGGUUUGCCGACAUCAAUCGGGAAAGCAAUGGCUCUAUAUCCCAUCAAUCCUCGGCAUGCACGGAUGGUGAUAGCGGCGCUACAGUCUGCCCGCGUUAUGGGUGGCAAGUCCAGAAAGUCGGUGAUAGCCGCUUGUGCAGUGGCAAUCGCAGCUGCGCUAAGCGUGGAGAAUCCGUUUUUCAGUCUCGAAGAGUCAUUCAAAGACGAGAAAGAUGUUGCUGCUACAACGCCGAGCGGAGAAGCCAUGAAAGCAACAAAGAAACCCGAGCGUCACCGAUUUAAAAACACCUCGAGCGACGCAUUGACGAUCAUGAACGCGCUCCGGGCCUACGAAGAAUCAAGCAACCAGGCCGAGUUUUGCACGGCCAGCCAUCUCAAUCAGAAGAUCAUGAAGGAGAUGUCCAAGCUGAGGGGCCAGCUUUCGAGACUAGUUCGUCAACAGCUACUCGAGGAUCUUUUGAUUGGCUCCGGCCUGGAAGAAGGCUGGAAGCAGCUAAGCCGGAAGAAACUCAGCGCCAACGAAGAGAAGGCGCUCAUCUGUGCACUCUGCGCGGGGUGGCCGGACAGAGUUGCGAGAAGAGUAACUCGUCGCGACAGGCUCGACACGGCCAAGUCACGCAAGAGAGGAAUUCGUUACCAGGCCUCGUCGCUCCACGGACAAGAGGAUGGAGGAGACGAAGAGGGAGAGGGACGCAGCAUCGUCUACCUCGGCCCGUCCUCCUCAACGUUUAGCUUCGCGUCGGACUUCGUCGUCUACAAGGAGAUCGUGGAGACUUCCAGGCCUUACAUGGCGUGCGUCUCGUCCAUCGACGCACACGCUCUGGUGACCGAGGCAAGCUUCUUCUGCUCCUUCUCCAAGCCGCUCGACGAUCCUCCGCCGUGGUAUGACCGAGAAGCCGACCAAGUCAAGUGCUGGGUGUCCGUGACUUUCGGCCCCCACAACUGGCAGCUACCAUUGCACGCCAUGGAACUCCCGGCGGGGAGGAAGACGGUGGCGGUGUUUGCGUCGGCGUUGCUGGAGGGCCGAGUGCUGGCGAGCUUGGCUCCUCUGCGACCAUAUCUCGCUGCCGAUCCGGCGAUGCUGCUCAAGCCGGAGGCGAUGGCGCACAAGAGGGUGGCGGAGCUGGUUUACAAGCUGGAGGAAGGAUGGAAAACGGUGGUGGAUAGCAGGAGAAAGCUUGCCGAGGCCUGGGACGAUGGGGAGUUUUUGGUGGAAGAGAUCGCGGCGUGGAUCCAACGCAAGCACCAAGGGCUGCUCAGGACGCUCCGAGAGGCUGUCAAGUCCGAGCUAGAUCUUCGAGGGACAGUUUAAGCUUAACUUAUAAACAAACUAAAACGUUUAGCAUAAAGUUAACAUUAAAUCA